Molecule: messenger RNA, 1714 nt
Organism: Sipha flava (yellow sugarcane aphid)
Lineage: Eukaryota; Metazoa; Arthropoda; Insecta; Hemiptera; Aphididae
Product: mitochondrial glutamate carrier 1-like
Exons: 8
Coding region: 16-1065 (349 amino acids)
Biological process (GO): L-glutamate transmembrane transport; malate-aspartate shuttle; aspartate transmembrane transport
Molecular function (GO): L-glutamate transmembrane transporter activity; L-aspartate transmembrane transporter activity
Source: RefSeq, a predicted model, not a curated record
UGUUGGUAUUAUUAUAUGUAUGUGGAAUUAAAUUUAUUAUGUAAUAUAUGUGGUUUUAUUUUUCUUGUAUAUUUUAUUACUGUGAAAAUAAACUCACAAACUUUAUCAAACAUCUAUUUUGAAAUAAAAAUAUUAAAAUCAAAAUCUACGCACAGUUUUUCACUGUUGCCCAAAAUUGUAAAUGGAGGAAUAGCCGGUAUUAUCGGUGUUACAGUAGUUUUUCCUUUGGAUUUAGUUAAAACAAGACUUCAAAAUCAAAAGCCAGGCCCUGAUGGAUCCUUCAUGUAUAGAUCAAUGUUUGAUGCAUUUCGGAAAACAUAUGCAGCUGAAGGAUAUUUUGGAAUGUAUAGAGGAUCAGCAGUCAAUAUUUUAUUAAUAACCCCUGAAAAAGCUAUCAAAUUAGCUGCUAAUGAUCAGUUUCGGCAUUGGUUGACACCUUCCGGGAAGCCCUUAACGUUAAUACGUGAAAUGUUGGCUGGUGCAGGUGCAGGGUUUUUUCAAAUUGUUGUUACCACUCCUAUGGAGUUAUUAAAAAUACAAAUGCAAGAUGCAGGACGAGUUGCUGCACAAGCUAAAUUAGAAGGGAAAACUGUGCCAAAAGUUUCAGCGACAUUAUUGGCACGUGAAUUAGUGGCCACUAAAGGAAUAUUAGGUCUUUACCGUGGUAUUGGGGCCACAGCUAUGCGUGAUGUAACAUUUUCCAUAAUAUAUUUUCCAAUGUUUGCUCGUUUAAAUUCUUUAGGACCACGAAAAAAGGAUGGUUCUGGAGAUGCCGUAUUUUGGUGUUCUUUUGCAUCGGGUUGUGUGGCUGGUUCAAGUGCUGCUUUAGCUGUAAAUCCAAUUGAUGUAAUUAAAACUAGGUUGCAAGCAAUUAAAAAAGCUGAAGGAGAAGUAGAAUAUAGAGGAGUUGUUGACUGUUUUGUGAAAACAUUACGUAAUGAAGGUCCUUUGGCUUUCUUUAGAGGUGGUGCGUGUCGAAUGAUAGUUAUUGCACCACUUUUUGGAAUUGCACAGACCGUUUACUAUUUAGGUGUAGCCGAAAGAAUUAUGGGUUUGAAAAAAUGAUAAAACAGUAUUCAGUGUUAAGCAAUAAAAAUGUAUCUACAUUUAGUUCACUUUUAUCCUAACACAGUAUUAUUGUUAGCUCAUUUUCAAUUUUUCAUAUAUUUUUUUGAUGCAAUUAAGUACUUCAACGAAAAUUCUAAUAGGGUAUAAUAACUAUCUACACCAAAAGUUUCAUGGUAUUAUCAUUGUUCAAUUAAAAUUUUCAAUUUGGAGGCCAAUAAAAUUUCAGGGUUGUUAUAAAUUUUAGUUAUAUCUCUUUUACUGUACAAUAUUUUUUAAUUUUACUAUAGUAUUUUUAUGAAGAGAAAUGUAUUUGAGACUAUGAAAAACAAAGUCACAUAUAGUAAUUUAAAAUGAAAACAAAAACAAUCAUUUGAAAAUAUGUUACUUAUAUAAGAUUAAGAAAUUAACUGUGAUUAUUUAUGGACAUUAUCUGUUUCAUGUACUUAAAUGUUGCCUGUAUUGCCGUGCAUUCCGUGUCUUAUGUAACCGUGAUUUAUAUUUAUGCCAAAUUUUAUAUUAUAUUUAUUAUCGUAAAUAAUGUAGUAUUAUGCUUGUAUUAAUUAAUUAUUGUAAUGAUGUCUAUGAAACCAUAAUAAGUGUAACAGUUAAUAUAAUUAAUAAAACAGUUAUGUUUUUUGUUUGUGUA